This is a messenger RNA of Blepharisma stoltei, 1042 nucleotides long. Lineage: Eukaryota; Ciliophora; Heterotrichea; Heterotrichida; Blepharismidae. The record is from the annotation of a GenBank genome assembly.
AUGCUGGUUCGACAAAUAAGCUUCCUUUCACAGAAGUUUCUUAGGAGACCGUUCACAAGCUUGAUGUCAAAAAGUCUUGUGAAGUCAAUAGAAAAAUGCAUUGAUGCAGAACUGACUGAAUACCAACAAGAUGAAGCUAUACCAUUCUUUCUAAGAAAAGCUGGAUUCCGCUUACUCCCCCCCCUCCGUGAGUGAACAAAACCAUUAGAAAAAUCCCUAUUUUUUGCCCAAAAACCCACCUCCGUGAGUGAACAAAAACGUUUUUAAUAGAAAAAUAUUUUUAUGAAAAAAUUUUGAUAUAUAAAUGAUAAUUAUUAUAAUGAAAUCUAGAGCUAAUUUUAAUUUUGAACGAAUUGCAUUUUAAAACAUAAAUUUUAUAAAUUAAAUUUAUAUUUGCUUUCCAAUUUUUGCAAAAAUUAGGAUUUUUUUAAAUUUCGAAAAAAAAUAUUUUUUAUAAAAUUUUAUUUAUAAAUUUUUAAAAAAAAAAAAAUUAAUCCCCCUCCGUGAGUGAACAAAAUUUUUUUGUUCACUCACGGAGGGGGGGGGGGAGUUAGUUGAUGAAAAUAAUUCAAUAUUAAUUAAGCUUUUAAAAACAACACAAGAAUAUGACGUCGAGAUCCAUUUUAAUGCAAGAUUGCCUGAUCCAAUUAAGACUGAAGAAGAUGAAAAGAAUGCCCAGGAUGAAAAUUAUCAGCCUGAGCAAAGUGUGGAUUUUAAGGUUCUGCUGAAAAAGAAUGGAACUAAAGAAGGCCUCGUUUAUGAGUGCUAUACUAGGAAUUCAUCGAUUUGGUGCGAAAACGUGAUGAUGAUUGAAAACACAGAUGAUUUUAUAAGCAAUAUAGAAAUGAUGAACAGAAGCAUUUAUCGAGGGCCAGGAUUUUUUACAUUGGACAAGAUGCUGCAAGAUGCAAUUUCUGACCAUUUCAGAGGGCUGGGGCUAAAUGAUGAUCUUGGUCUUUUCCUCGAAGUUUAUUCAAUAGAUAGAGAACAGAGGCUGUAUAUGGAGUGGCUAAAUAAAAUUAAAGAGUUUGCAAGUGAGUAA